This is a messenger RNA of Drosophila serrata, 1103 nucleotides long. RefSeq names its product Attacin-C (gene AttC). The record is from RefSeq and is a predicted model, not a curated record. Gene Ontology annotation, cellular component: extracellular region. Gene Ontology annotation, biological process: defense response to bacterium. Lineage: Eukaryota; Metazoa; Arthropoda; Insecta; Diptera; Drosophilidae.
AUUGAAUAAAAAAUUCCCCUAUCAAAAUUCACAAUCAAAAUAUAGCCAGAAAUCACCGACCAGUCAAGGGGAUUCCUUAGUCCGGUGUCACUUCUUAUCAAUUGGUGUAAAGCACCUGUUGGCUUGGACUUCCCAGCAGCUGAGUGCUACUGAUAAGGCUUUCGUUAAGAAGAAAUGUAAAUCACAGAGAGAUCACUCGCUCAGAGAUCGUUUGCUAUAAAACGCGACAAGCACAGAUCCCAGCAUCCACAGUCUUCUAAAGGCAUUCAUCGAUAGUGAACCUAAGAGCAGUUUCAAAACCAAAACAAAAUCAAUGAUGUGCAAACUUACCUCCCUAAUUGUGGCCACAAUUUGUGUGUUUGGAGCUCUUUCCGAGGCUUUGCCUCAGCGUCGUCUGACUCAGCCACUGCUCGAGUACGCCUCAACCACAACUCCAACGGAAGAGCAUCACAGGCCACGUCGCCAGGUUUUGGGUGGUUCCCUGACCUCCAAUCCGAAUGGCGGUGCAGAUGCCCGCAUGGAGUUGAGCAAGGCCAUUGGCACGCCAAAUCACAAUGUAAUUGGACAGGUUUUUGCCGCGGGCAACACACAAACCAAGCCGGUCUCCACUCCAGUAACCAGCGGUGCCUCCUUGGCCUACAACAACCAAGGUCAUGGAAUCGAGCUAACCAAGACACACACGCCCGGAGUGCGGGACAGUUUCCAGCAGACAGCCACGGCCAAUUUGUUCAAUAAUGGAGUCCACAAUUUGGAUGCCAAGGCCUUUGCCUCACAGAACCAGCUGGCCAAUGGCUUCAAGUUUGAUCGGAACGGAGCUGGCCUGGACUAUUCGCACAUUAAUGGCCAUAGCGCCAGUCUGACGCACAGCAACAUUCCCGGUCUGGGCAAGCAGCUGGAGCUGGGAGCAAGGGCCAAUCUCUGGCAGUCGCAGGAUCGGAACACGCGACUGGAUUUGGGAAGUACAGCCUCCAAAUGGACCAGUGGACCCUUCAAGGGGCAGUCCGAUCUGGGCGCCAACCUCGGUCUAUCUCACUAUUUUGGCUAAAAAGGUUCAUUGUUAAAAAUUAUAAAUUAAUAAACUAAAGAAAAAUCUAAUAAAGGAU